AAAUUGUGUACAGUAAAACGAAACUCGCCCAUUUUCAAUGAAAAGCACUUGAAUGGAGAUAUCACUAUUACGCUCACUAACACACAGUGGACAUGUAUGCUUUUUUUAUUUCUCCCAUUUAUAGAUUAGGUUAAAUGUAUAGUGAUACUGUGUUAGUGAAAACAUAACCGCCAUUUUUAGUUCAAGGAAAUAGUUUGUGAUAAUCGAUACUGUGUUUAAUGUCUUUUUGAAGAUGGUGUAUACCAGGGAAUUUAUCAAAGUAUUUGGUUUGGUUCUUGGUGUUACAUUGCUUAAAUCGGGCAAUGGGACUGAACAUUGCAACCAUCCAUGGAAACAAGAUUUUGGUCUUCAUAUUAAUGACUCAACAGAAGAAUCCUUUAACAGUUUAUCUAACAUCUUAGAAGGGUUUUUGACGAUAACAACUUCAGGGAAAUUUAAUGACAUCAUAGAGAAAGAGAUAAAGACAUGCGUAAUGAGCUCAAACUGCAAGAUAUAUACACUACUGGAUAAAAAGCUUGAAAAAUCAUUGACUUUCUGUAUUGUGGUGAAUGGAUCAGAAACCUGCUAUAAAUCCAACUGCACUUGCCAAAAGAACGAUCGAAAAAUCCGUGCUGUAUCGAGCCGAGUGCAUAACACGACAAAUAAGGACAAGCCAGGCCCAAGAAAGGAUUUUGUGUGUACAAUCAUGCCUAGCAGUAGUAGCCAUGUUUUGUCUACUCAUCAUUUUAGAACAGAUUCAAGAACAGAAAAUCUGACAAAAUGUAUAAAUGCAAGUAUGCUAACAACAGAUGAGCAAAACAUAUUCAUUGGAGAUGUUCCUUUGAGAGGUGUGUCCAUUUGGCUAAAUGCAAUGCCAUUUUUCAUUGGAGUUGGUGUUGGCACUUUAUUUGGAGGCUUUUUAUCUUUUAUUGCAUUUAGAAGAAAAUAUUCAUGUUUUGGCUCAAAUAAAAAGGAAAACGUGGAUAAAGCUUUAAAUGACGAUAUAUGUUUUAAUGAAAUCACCGAAUACUCAGAAAUACCAGAGUAUACGAAAAGAGUUGAUUUAGAGGAAAAAGAAAAAUUAUUAGAUGAACCAGACCUUCGUACAGAUCAACCCAACAUGACGAAUGUGGAAUAUCACGAAUGUAUUCCAAUGUUCAAUAAAGAUAAUAAAUGUGAGUCAGACUUUGAAAGGAAACAUAUUGAUGUGAAGGAACACGCAAAGGGAAAAAUAAAUGAGUACAUGGAGCAUCCUUUGGAUACAUUCUCUAAUAACCCGGACAUUGACACAGACGACAAAAAACCCAAAGGUCAGAAUGGUGUAACAGUGGUUUUGUACGAGACACCCACUGAACCUUACUUCCUGUUGAGUACAACCAGGGAUACAAAGGACUCACAACCUGAUUUCACUGGAUGUGCACACCAUGAUAAAAACCAAGGAGAGCCUGCCAACAGUAAAACUUUACCUAUAACAUCAGAAGACGUCAACCAUAAAAAUACAGAUGAGUCAACAUAUCAGGAAGGAAAAGAACAACCAAUUGAGAACGAGUAUUUCGUACUGAAAGAACGUUCCUGAACUAAACAGGAAGUUCUGAUAUAGUCAUCCAGGAUGUACUGACGAAAUUCUAUCCAAAAAAAUAUUAUACGAACAUCAAAAAUUGAAAUAUGUGUGUCAUUUUGGAAAAAUUUUUGCAUCCAUUUUAUUCCAGAUUCUCAGUGUUUCUUAUUGUUUUAAAUGUCAUAAUUCCAUGUACUACCCACUGUAGAGGAAAUUAACAGAACGCAUUUUUAGUCUCUUAAAAUGCUAAUUAAGAUAAAAUAUGAAUUGAAAGUGUACAGAAAGCGUAUGUAUAAACAGUUUAGCUACAUUGAAUGACACGAUGUAAAUUAUGAAAAUUAUAAACAUUUAUCUUAUAUUGUAAAAUCCCCAUUGUAUUUUAUGCUACUGAA
Messenger RNA from Magallana angulata, 1929 nucleotides. RefSeq lists its product as uncharacterized. The transcript has 9 exons. Lineage: Eukaryota; Metazoa; Mollusca; Bivalvia; Ostreida; Ostreidae. Bases 233 to 1555 code for a protein of 440 amino acids. The record is from RefSeq and is a predicted model, not a curated record.